UUGUUCCCAAGUAUCGCAAUUUUGGUCGGAUGAUGGUCCCGGAGGCGAUUGUUUCUGGUUGUUGGACGCAAUGACACUUCUUGCAGGGGUUCAAAGUGAUUCGACCACAAACUGGACUAAAGAACGCAGUAUUAGAAUCUUCAGCAAUUGCUUGUUUGUUUUCGGAAUAUCUAUGCUAGCCCUAGAUGUGUUGAGUGAUUUUCUGGAAAGAUGGGAUGACAAUUUUGUGAAAGUUAUGGCAUUACUCAAAUUGACAUCCAUAUGUCUGUCGUGCCUGAAAACGGUUGCAAUCGUAUUUCUCAAAGAACCAAUUGCAACUCUCAGGACAUUCAUCCUUAGUCAGCGCAUUAACUCCGGAGAUGAAGUUUUCGACGCACUCGAGUGCAGAAAGCUCAACGAAACUGCCCGAACGAUGCUGCGUUGUAUGUUGGGAUUGAUUGUCGUGGAGAUGAUCCUCCUAUCAAUCCCAAACCAAACCAUGGACAAUGUGUUCAGGAUGCCGCCCGUGUUGCUGCACAUCGGAGAAACACCUUCGCGUAUUGUUCAUGCCCUGUUCAUGUGCUCGUUACCGGUGUUUUUGCUUCCCAGACUUUUUUCCAACAUUGCGUACAUUGGUGUCCUCAUCAUGGGAAUGCAAAUGAAGCUCAGAAUGUUGGCCCAUCGAUACCGAGGAAUGCUGAACUUGACGGCUUCAAACGUGGAAAGUUAUCUUGAUCGUGUCGACAAUGAUUUGCGGGUAACUGUGAAUCAACAAUUGGAAUUUGUAGAGCAGUUCAACAAGUUGGCUUAUAUGGUGAGCACGAUGUUCCUGAUAACCCAUUACUACUCAAUGUUCAGCAUUGGUGCCAUAAUUUUCAUGUGGCAAAAUAUGGGAUUCAACGGAUUUUCCACCGUUUUCCUGCUGACAUUCCUGUCGCUGUUGCUGGAAUACUACGUUUGGUGUCACCUGGUGGACUCGUUUCAUGAUGUGGCCAGCAGUAUGGGAGAAGAAAUCUACGAAAUUUGCGUUCAUAUACCGCACAGCCGCGACCAUCAUUCGAAGUACAUUCAGCUGAGAACGAGCCUGAUCAUUAUUUGGAUCAACAACAGCAACGGUUAUACCGUGAAUUGCUUCGGAUUGCUGAAUCUUUCGAUACUAACGUUUGUCGAUAUGGCUAACAUCACCUACUCCUUGUUGAUGUUUCUGAUCAAUGUGGGCUGAAUUUGUAGCGAACUUUUGGUAAACUUGUUACAGCACUUU
Molecule: messenger RNA, 1240 nt
Organism: Aedes albopictus (Asian tiger mosquito)
Lineage: Eukaryota; Metazoa; Arthropoda; Insecta; Diptera; Culicidae
Exons: 4
Coding region: 71-1201 (376 amino acids)
Source: RefSeq, a predicted model, not a curated record